AGACCACAACAACUCACGAAAAAAAAAAGAAAAAGAAGGAGACGGAAAACGACAGGAAACGAAACCCAUUCAGGGGGGGGAAACACACACACGAUCACCCUGAUCAAAAAAGACAGCAGACGGACACAUUCAAAAGACGAGAUGGAACCAUCAGCUGACCAACCCAUCCAAAACCCAGCCCCUUCCUCCCCCACUAUCACAACAACGACAAAGACAACGACAACGACGACUCCGAAGACUUCGAAUAAUCCAAAGACUACGACUCCAAAGACUGCAGCUCCAAAAAACACGACCACCAAGCCUCGCAAAUAUGAUGCUAAUUACUUGCCAGUCACCGAUGCUGAGAUCCAAUCUCUGGUCGCCUGUUCAGCUACCAAAGAACAAUCCGAGGCAGCGUUUACCGAGUUCGAACAGAGUCGAUACUCGGAGAACUGCAAUACGAACCGAGGCUAUAAGUCGGAAGAGGACCGCUGGCUGACGCGCUUACGGCGAUAUCUGAAGUUUUUUAAUGGACGAAAGACGGCCUCAGGCUGGCCGAUCACCCCGGAGAAGUUCAUCCUCUGGGCCCACCGGGACCCACGCCCCACGCUCCGAUCCAUCACCACUUACUUGCAGACCAUCGAGGCCGCUCGUCUGGCCACCCAUCAUCUCUUCGCCCCUCAUUUCCCUACUCUCGAUAAUCAGCCGCUUCCUCUCCAUCCUGAAGUCAAGAAUACGAUCGACUAUUUCGAACGUAAAUUCGCUGGGAAUCCGACUACCACUGCUGCGGACAAACCCGGCAACUCUAAUGCUAAACCCAGUGGCUCAAAUGUCAAAGCUAGCAAUAGCUCUACAGAUAAAACUCAUCACUCAACUGCAGCGAAAGUUAAAACUAGAGGAGACAAACCAAGUGGCACUACCGACAAAACUACCAGCGCUGCCGCCAACAAGAGCUGCGAUACUGCCAAACCUUCCAGCUCCAAUCAUGCCAAAUCUACUAGCUCUACUACGAACGCCGGAAGCUCUACCGUGAAGGCCAGUUGCUCUGCAGAUAAAGCUGGAAGCUCUGCUAUGAAUACCAGCAGCUCUACAGAGAAAGCUGGAAGCUUUCCUAUGAAAACCAGCAGCUCUACCGAGAAAGCCGGGAGCUCUACUGUCCAAGCGGGUGGUUCAACUGCCAAAGCUAACACACAUAUCCACCCAGCCAGCAACCCUGCUGAUAAAGAUAGAACCAAAGACAGGCCGGAUAGUGAGAACAAAGCUAGCAGAACUACUACCCCCACUGAUCAUCCACCGGAUCUUCCCAAAACGAAGAAGCUCGUACUGACGAUGAAGACCCCCAAACUCCCCGAAAAAGCGGCGUCAACGACACCUAAUACUACUGUUGCUGCUUCCAGAUCCACUGAAGCUCCUACCAAACCUCCACCGAAAAAAUCGGCCUCGCUCCCUAAUCAACCUGCCUCCGUCCCCGCCUCAUUGCCUCUUAAACAUCUCAAUAGAAUUAAGAAGAAUGCUCCUCAAGCGACGUGUUCUGAUGAGAAAUCAAGAGAUAAUCUGCCCCCGAUUUCCCACAGGAAUUCGGCCCCUCACUCCGAGUCUUCCUCGAGGAGUAAGAGAGCACCUCAAUCGACAACGCCCGAUCAUGCUGUAGAUCUCUCCCACAUUUUUAGUGCCGUGGAUCCUAGUGAUGAUGAUCUUCCCCUCUUUCGUCGACCCCCCUCGCCCAAAAAGAAAAAGAAGAAAAUCAUCGACAACAACAACAACAAGAAGAAGAAGAAGAAUAAUAAUAAUAAUAGUAAUGAUCACAAUAAUAAGCCGAUUCCUAUUAAUUCUUCGCCAAAAACAUCACGAAGACUUUCGGGAAGCUCUGAUGAUUGUCCUUUAGCUCUGCUUCCGACCCCUCCCUCUCAACGCAAAAAAAUCAAAACCUCUCAUCAUGAUCAUCAUCAAUCUUCUGGUCUAGAGCCAGUCUCGUCGGGACUGCGGGAUGUUAAGGUCACCGAGCCUCCUAUCUAUGACCAAAUCCAGGUCUUCACGGAUUCCAGAAUCCCCGAGCUUCGUCGACAAAUCUUACAGGCUCUUCGAAAUGAUCAUCCAAAUAAUUUCAGUCCGCAGGAAGUGAUAGAAGGGAUCUCAGUCCAGAUAGCAUGUUUAACGGGGCCCGAGGGAGAGCUACGAAGGAUCGGGACGGCGGAAGAUUUGGCGGGCUGUUUGACGAGUUAUCUGGAGUACUGGGCCACGGAGGGGAUCUCGGGGUUCCCGAUGAGCGGGAUGAAGAUGAGUAUGUGGCUGGACUCGUGUGAGCCGGCGGUGACGAAGCAAGAAGCCUCGGACAUCCCCUGGAGCUUUGAUUUAUUAUGUCGGAAGAUCGUUGGCGGCUUUGGGGCGGAGGAACAAGUGACGAUGUUUUCGUAUCCUCAGUCGAUCCUCGAGGCUCCCGUCUGGCACUCCUUCCUGGACUCCUUCGGAUGGAGCUCGCUCGCCCGACUCCAGCACCCCCUCAUCAUCCCCUCCCCUCCUCCUCUCAAUCUGUCCUCUCAGAACUUGCGCUCCUCCCCCAAGCCCCGCUCCAGACCCCCCUCCUUCUCCACUAUCGGUAGCUCCCUCUCGUCCCUCCCUCUCUCCCCUUCUCCCUUCCCUGAUCCUCCUCCGGAUUCGGCUAACUCUGGACAGUGCUUUCCUGCUCAUUCCAACUCUGAUCCCAGAGAUAAAGAUACCCAACUCCUUCUCGACAAUGAUCAUCAUCAUCAUCAGAUCGAUGAGGAUGAACACCAGCUUUCUGGGGUCCAGGUGGCGUACAAACGCGAUUCGAUCCAUUCCGUCCAACACCAGACUUUCUUACACAAUUUACAUCGGUUCUUACAACUCCUUUCUUGA
Puccinia graminis f. sp. tritici CRL 75-36-700-3 is the source of this 2856-nucleotide messenger RNA. RefSeq lists its product as uncharacterized. Lineage: Eukaryota; Fungi; Basidiomycota; Pucciniomycetes; Pucciniales; Pucciniaceae. The transcript has 4 exons. The record is from RefSeq and is a predicted model, not a curated record. The coding region runs from base 142 to 2856 and encodes 904 amino acids.